CACUAACACAGCGUCUCACAACACAUAAGGCGGAAUAAUGCAAGGUGACGAAGAGGCUCGAAGAUGGCCUUGAGUGUGGCAGACAGAGCCAUUGGGGCCAUUAUCGGGGCAGCAGUGGCAGAUGCAGCAGCCCAGCCCAUGCACUGGAUCUACAAUCCAGACAGGCUCAAAGAAGUUCUCUCUGAUCUUGAGCCCUCUCCGGAGUUUCGGCCCCAGUCAGCGAAUCCUUUCUACCACAGGGAGACAGGCGAGCAGACCUGCUAUGGAGACCAGGCGUACGUCCUGCUGGAAUCACUGAGUCAGUGUGGAGAUGUAGAUGUACAAGACUUGACCCGCCGCAUCUACAAGUUCUUUGGCCCAGGAACAGUGUACGACCUGCCUCUCAAUGAUCCUUACCGGAAGAAAGGAGGCCCCAAAGCCAUUCUCCCCAUUGACGGCCCAUGGAGGAACGGGAGCCUGAAAGCUUUCUUCAGAAAUGUUGACGCUGGCAAAGAAGAAACUGGCUCUGAUGUGGACUGUCAGAUGGAUGGUGUGACCAAGCUGGCUCCAGUGGUGGCCAUGUACGCUGGACGACCUGAAAUGCUGGAGAAAGUGGAGGAAGCCAUGCGGGUCACCCAGAAUAAUGAUAUGUGUGUGGCUGUGACAUUGGCUGCAGCGAGGUUUUUGGAGCAUUUCAUUCUGAAUGGUCCAGACCACAAUGUUCUGGAUGCAGUUCUGGCUCAGUUGAAUGACCCGAAGAGACAGAACCCUCAGGAUCUGGACAGGGCUGUCAUUGCGCAUAUCCACCAGGUGAAGGACAACCUAGCCAAGACAUCCCAACAGCUUGUACCUGCUGUGUUCACCAACACAUGAGCUUUGCCCGGUGCGUUCCAGGGAGCGCUUCAUGUAGUCCUGACGCAGAACCAGUUGGAUGAAGGCGUCAGGGUCACCAUGCGCUGCGGGGGAUGCACCGCCAGCCGAGCCUCCUUCAUAGGAGCCUGUUUUGGGGCACAGACCGGCCUCCAGGGAAUCCCACAGUCUUGGAGGGAGAGGACAUUCAGAUAUCCUCUGCUGUUGGAGCUGGCUGAAAAUGUGGUCAAAAAAAGUCAACAAUCGUAGUUCAGCUUUGAAUUUGUCCUGUUUAUCACCUAUGGAGUAUUUAUGGAGUGUGGAUAAUUGCCUUUCAAUGCUAAUAUUGAAGACUCUCUAAAGUUGCAGAUGUACUUUGACAUGACAAUCCAUGACAGUCGCAUUCUAAAGUCUUGUACUGAGUGAAACUUGAAUCUAUUUGCUCUGUCAAAGCCACAUUAUGCAAUAAAAUGAAAGUCUGCAAAGUAUUUACGCUGUGUUGAGGACAUGAUACACAUUUCUCCACAGCAGCUGUGUCAAAAAACAACAGUAGCCAAUAAAGAACUUUAAUGUCA
Molecule: messenger RNA, 1403 nt
Organism: Thunnus maccoyii (southern bluefin tuna)
Lineage: Eukaryota; Metazoa; Chordata; Actinopteri; Scombriformes; Scombridae
Product: crystallin J1B-like
Exons: 10
Source: RefSeq, a predicted model, not a curated record